This is a messenger RNA of Trachemys scripta elegans, 7413 nucleotides long. It is a transcript of the gene CENPE, whose product is annotated as centromere protein E. Gene Ontology annotation, molecular function: plus-end-directed microtubule motor activity; ATP binding; microtubule binding. Gene Ontology annotation, biological process: mitotic cell cycle; microtubule-based movement. The transcript has 44 exons. Bases 102 to 6752 code for a protein of 2216 amino acids. The record is from RefSeq and is a predicted model, not a curated record. Lineage: Eukaryota; Metazoa; Chordata; Testudines; Emydidae. Gene Ontology annotation, cellular component: microtubule.
GAGACGCAGGAGGUAGCUGGUGGGCACGGUUGGGCUUGUGGGGCCUAGGAGGGCAGCAGUUUGUUCUAACAGCUCUCCACGGCGUGACGCACAGCGGGGCCAUGGCGGAGGAGGGAGCCGUGACGGUCUGCGUGCGGAUGCGGCCGCUCAUCGCCAGAGAAAAUGAAUCAUCUGGAGAUAAAGUACAGCUUCAUUGGAAAAGUGAAAAUUGUACAAUUUUACAAGUGGAUGGUACAAGAACUUUUAACUAUGAUUGCGUCUUUCAUUCGAAUGACAGCACCCAACAAGUAUAUGAACGUGUAGCUGUUCCAAUUAUAAAGUCUGCUGUCCAAGGAUAUAAUGGCACUGUUUUUGCCUAUGGGCAGACUGCCUCAGGAAAAACAUAUACAAUGAUGGGGAAUGACAAGUCUAUGGGCAUUAUACCUAAAGCAGUUCAGGAUGUCUUCAAAAUUAUUUGUGCAAAUCCAGAUAGGGAGUUUCUGUUGAGAGUUUCCUAUAUGGAAAUAUACAAUGAAACCAUAACAGACUUACUCUGCGACAGCAGGAAAAACAAACCUCUAGGAAUUCGAGAGGAUGUUAAUAGAAACAUCUACGUGGAAGAUCUGAUCGAAGAGGUGGUUGUUAAUCCAGAGCAAGUCAUGGAAUGGCUCAGGAAAGGAGAAAAAAAACGACACUAUGGAGAAACAAAAAUGAAUGAACACAGCAGCCGUUCUCACACCAUUUUCAGAAUGAUUAUAGAAAGUAGGGAAAAUGACCCUGCCAACACAAACUGUGAUGGAGCAGUAAUGGUAUCUCAUCUGAACUUGGUAGAUCUGGCAGGCAGUGAAAGAGCUAGCCAAACAGGAUCAGAAGGUGUUCGACUCAAAGAAGGAUGUAACAUAAACCGGAGUCUGUUCAUCUUGGGUCAAGUAAUCAAGAAACUCUGUGAUGACCCAUCUGGUUUCAUAAAUUAUAGAGACAGCAAGUUGACACGAAUUCUCCAAAACUCCUUGGGAGGAAAUGCGAAGACAGUUAUAAUUUGCACAAUUACACCAGUUUCGUUUGAUGAAACUCUUAGCACCCUUCAGUUUGCCAAUACAGCCAAAAGAAUGAGGAAUACUCCAAAAGUCAACGAAGUCCUGGAUGAUGAUGCCCUCCUGAAACGAUAUCGCAAGGAAAUAGUGGACUUGAAAAGGCAGUUGGAAGAAGUUUCUUCAAAGACUCAUCUUCACGCGAUGGAGAAAGACCAACUAGCCCAGCUGUUAGAAGAAAAAAACUCUCUUCAGAAAAUACAAGAAAAUAGGAUACUCAAUCUAACUGAAAUGCUUGUCACCUCCUCCUCGUUUACAUCCCAGAAAGAUCUUAAAGCCAAAAGAAAAAGAAGAGUUACUUGGGCCCCUGGGAAAAUAAAUCAAGGGGACAUCAGCUAUUUUGCAAAUUUUGAAAAGCUAAAGCCAACUGAUGCCAAAAAAAUGAAAACAUUGGCAGAGAAGCUUCCAGAGAUGGAGGAUUCUAUGUUUUCAGAGUAUUCUGAAUAUGAUUAUCUGUGUCUACCUACCCCUGAUGCAGUCUCAGAAAGCGAAUGGAAUUCUGGAGCUAAUAUGAACUGGAGUCAAAAAGACUUUGCAGAUUCUGUCCAACUCUGUGAAACACUAGCACUAGAAAAGGAUAUUGCUAGAAAUGAGGUGAAUGUCCUGCAAGCUAACUUUGACAACCUAGUAUUAGAAAAUGAACAGCUGAAAUUGGAGAUGCGUGAAUUGAAGGAGAAACUGAAGGAAAAGAUAGAAACAGAUGAAUUUGAGGAACUGGAAAAACAAACCCAAAAAGACCAUGAGAUACAACUAAUACAUGAAAUUACCAACUUACAGAAUAUAGUUAAAAAUGCUGAAGUGUACAAUGAAGAUCUGGAGGCUGAAUUAAAAUCAAAAUUGGAACAGCUUAAAGAAAAAGAAAAUCAAGUAAAGGAUUUGCAGAAAUAUGUGGAAGAACUACAGAAGGCAGGCAUGGGGAAGAAAGAUGUGUCUUUUUCAGUGGGAGACUCUGAUAAACUACUUGAUGAAAUUCAACAAAUGAGUAAGUCUCUCGUUGAUACUGAAACUGUAGCCCUGGAUGCCAAGAAAGAAUCUGCAUUUCUCAGGAGUGAAAAUCUUGAGCUAAAAGAGAAAAUGAAUGAGCUCUUAAAUGGUUACAAGCAAAUGGAAAAGGAUGUUCAAUUGUAUCAAAGUCAAUUAGAAGCAGGAAAAGUGAGCUACAAAAAAAUGCAAGUUGACUUACAGAGAGAGCUACAAUCUGCCUUUCAAGAAAACACAAAGCUAACCUCGCUCUUGGAGGGUAAAGUUCCAAAAGAUUUGUUGUCUCUUGUGGAAUUGGAAAGAAAGAUAGCCGAUUUAAAAAAUGAAUUGGAUAAAGUGUUAGAAGAGAACACAGUAUUACGAAAGGAAGUAGAUACAUCAUCAGAAUUCAGAUCUUUACCCGAUAAAGUUGAGAUGCUACAGAAACAGAUAUUUGAAAAAUCAGAGGAACUGUGUUUAUUAACAUCAGAAAGAGAGAAACUGCUCUCUGAAGUGUCUGAUAAGGAGGCUAGACUUCAAGGCAUGACUGAAGAAAUCAGAAUAUCAAAAGAAGACCUAGCCAGUACCCAACUGAAGUAUGUAAAGGCUGAUCAGGAGUACCUAGAGCUCAAAGGCCACCAUGAAGAACUUGAGCAAAAAUGGUUGGCUACAUCUGAAGAAAGUGAGCAAAUGAAACACCAAAUAGAACAUCUAUCUGACGAAGCCCAAAAGCUUAAAACAAUUGUGGACAAUGUGAGACUAGAGCUCUCCAGCAAGAUCCAAGAAUUGCAAGAAAAGACUGCUGAGCAGGAACAACUUUUUGGUGUGAAAGAAGAGCUCAGUCAAGCUCAGCAGAAGUUGAGUGAAAUGGAGCAACUAAAAGAGAAAUCAAAAACUAAUGAAUCUAGAAUGGAGGCCGAGAGGAUGGAGAAACUGACAAUUGCUCAGAAACUCCAUGAAAGUCAAGAAGAGAUCAAAAUUCUAAUCCAGGAAAGAGAUGACCUAAAGCAAAAACAAGAAACCCUUCAAAGUGAGACAGACCAGCUCAAGGAGGAUAUACAGGAGACAAUUGCAACGAACAUCCUGGCACAGGAAGAACUGAGAAAUGCGCAAAGCUCUCUCAAGCAGUACCAGAAGACUGUUGAGGAGUUGGAGAAAGAUAUUUCAGAGAAAAGAUCUGAGAUUCUAAAUGUUCAAGAUACUCUAGGAGAAACUGUUGGUGAGCUAGAGCUCAAGAUAUUGCAGCUGACUGAGGAGCUAAAACAAGUCACUUUACAGAGAGACCAAUUCCUUGAAGAAAAAGUUAAUAUUAAACACCCGGAAGAAAGUGAUCAACUUCCUUUGCUACAAGAACAAAUCUUGUCUCUUACCCAAGAAAAGACUGUAUUGCUGAAAAAGUUGGAGAGGCUGCAAGUGGAAAAGAAACAGUGUGAGGAAUGCACUUCACCGAAUGCAGAGAUUCAGGAAGAACUGAAAAAUGCUUAUACCUCUCUCAAACAGCAUCAGGAAACUAUUGAGGAGUUGAAAGGAAAUAUUUCAGAGAAGGAAACUCAGCUCUCCAAAGUUCAAGAGACGCUAGGGAAAACAAUUAAUGAGCUUAACCAGAAGGUCAUUCAGCUAUCUGAAAACCUGACUCUUGUUUCCUGUGAACAUGACAAACUACUAGCGGAAAAAGAACGUAUUGAACAAACAAUGAAUGAACGUAUAUGUCCACAGCUGCAGGAGAUCUCUUCAGUUACUCAAGAGAGAGAUGAGUUUCAGCAAAGUCUAGCAUGUGUUAGAGCAGAAAGAGACCAGUUAAAGAUGGACAUAGAGGAAAACAAAGAGAGGUCUUUGAAAAUUCAGGCAGAAAUGGAAAAUCUACAGGAGGAGCUGAAAUGUCAGAAAGAGCAUGCUGAUGCCCAGAAGAAUGUGAUGAUAGAGAGAGAAAAGGAGUUGUUGAAGACAGAAGAAAAACUAACAGAAGAAACAACACAACUUAAAGAGAAGAUAGAAAGGUUGAAUGAAGAAUUAAACCUAGUCUCUGGUGAAAGGAAUCAAUUGCUGAGUGAACUGAAAGAAAAGACAGAGGGAGAGAAUGAACGUAUUCAGCAACUGGAGGAACAGAGUUCCUCAUUAACAGAGGAAAGAGACAAACUCCAGCACAUGCUGGAGACUGUUAGAGCAGAGAAGAACAAACUCGAGGUGGACCUUCAUGGAAGCAUUGAGAAGUCUGUAAAAAUUCAGGCAGAAAGAGAAAAUCUACAUGAGGAGCUGAAAAAGCAGGUUGAUACCCAGAAGAACUUGAUGGUAGAGAGAGAAAAGGAGUUGUUGAAGACUGAAGAAAAACUAACAGAAGAAACAACACAACUAAAAGAGAAGAUAAAAAUGUUGAAUGAAGAAUUAAACCUAGUCUCUGGUGAAAGGAAUCAAUUGCUGAGUGAACUGAGAGAAAAGACAGAGGGCGAGAAUGAACGUAUUCAGCAACUGGAGGAACAGAGUUCCUCAUUAAAAGCGGAAAGAGACAAACUCCAGCACAUGCUGGAGACUGUUAGAGCAGAGAAGAACAAACUCGAGGUGGACCUUCACGGAAGCAUUGAGAAGGUCAACCAGUUAACUGAGGAAUUAAACAGUGUUUCGCAUGAAAGACACCAGUUAGUGGCUGAAAGAACUAAUCACUAUCUCCAACUUCAAGAACAGAUUUCAUCAAUUAAUCAAGAGAAAGAUGAGCUCCAACAAAUACUUGAGGGUGUAAAGUCUGAGAGAGACCUGCUCAAGACUGAACUGCAAAAAAAUAUUGACAUGUGCACUGAAACAAAUGCAAAACUUAAAUGUGCUCUAGAUGAAUUGAAACAGAAGAAUCUGAAUGAUGUGGCAGUUCAGGCAAACCAACCAGAUGACACAAAACUGAGACAUGCAGAUAACAUGAAAGCAAAAGCCUUGGAAGUAAAGGGGCUUCUGGAGAAAUUCCUAAUGAUGGAAAAGAAGUAUGAGUGUCUCACUACAGUGUCUCUAAAUCUGAAAAGUGAACUCAGCAGUCAGCAAGCACUAAUAGCUGGGAUGCUGACACACCUUUCACCUGAACAGGCUAAAGAAGUCAAAAGGCUUCAAACGGAAAAUGAGAAAAUAAGCAAUCAUCUCCAGAGCUUGUUGAACAAACUUAAGUUUCUGUUCAGCCGUGUUUGCCAGAAGAAGGCAGAACACUAUACUACCAUUAACAACCAUGAAAUGGAUUUGCUUGAUGAGAAGAGAAAACAGAAUGAGCUACUGUCUCAGAUUCGGUGUCUCAAGAAAACUUGUUUGAAACAGGAUGAAACAGCUUACCAAGAGUUAAACAUCCAUGAAUUGCAGCAGAAGUUGGACCUCCACAUCGAGCACAUUCUCAGAGACAUGUCAGAAAUAGAAACUGAGCUUCUCAGUAUAGAGGCUGAGUUACAAAAGGAAGAGAGUGCUAGAAAAGAAGCAAUGCAGUUUUUGGAAACAUGUUCAGGAAAUUAUUGUGAUGUAGAAAAAAUUAAAGAUGGAAUAAAGCAAGACAAUGAGAGGCUUUUACGAAUGAUUAAAUUCUGGACACCUAAAGUCAAGACACUCCUUCAAACUUCAUCAGAGAUGGAUACCAGAACUGCCAACUAUUGCAAGGACUCAGAAAUUGAACUGAAACAAAGAAAAGGGAAAACUGAGGAGUUACUUGAGCAACUGAAGACAAUUAAGGAACAGCUGGCACCUUGUGGUGUUGCUAAUCUUGCACUAGAAGAAGAAAACUAUAGACUUUGUAACCAAUUAAAAGCCACAGAACAAGAUAUAAAGAUUAUGAAAACAACAAUCCAAAAGCUGAAAAAUGCAGUAAAUGAAGCAGGAAAAAAUGUCAAGGAGAAGGAAGAAAGAAUAGCCAUGUUACAAACGGAGAUUAAAAUGAAAGCUGCUGCAAGUGAACUUAACCAACUUCAGGCUAAAUUAAAUGAGACAGAGAAGUGUCUUAGAAAUGCAUUAACAGAGAAACAGACUUUCAAGGCAAAAUUAGAUAAAGGUGCCACGUUAUAUAAAGAAGAAAUUGAUCAUCUCAAAACUCAGUUGGUGAAAGCUGACAUGGAAAGAAUGAAGCAAUCCAGAAUUUUUGAACAGGAAAUUGCUUCUACAAAAGCUCUUGCAGAACACAAAGAGGAACAGUUAAGAAAAUUAAAAGAAGAACUGAGAAGAGCACAGCAAGAACAAGAUGUAACUGUAAUAUCAGGAAAAGAUGUUCCUCAGGAAUCACAUACACCCCUGACUUGUGGUGGUGGCAGUGGGAUUGUGCAGAGCACACAAAUGCUCAUUUUAAAAUCUGAACAAGCUAAAUUACAGAAAGAAAACCUGCAGUUGAAGAAAAACAAUGACCUUCUAGUAAGCAAUGAGCUUCAGCUAAAAGAAGAACUAACCAAAUGGAAAGAGAGAGCACUAAAAAUGAGAGCAGAAUCCUGUAGAGACACCACUCGGGAAAAGAUACAGAGGUCUCCAAGGAAGACCACAACUCAUUCAGUUAAAGAGCAAAUGCCUUCUCCCUCCAAAGAAGUUUCUUCACGAGAAAUCCUGCCUCUGGAUUCACCAAACACACUGCCUCUGACUUGUCCAAAUUUCUUUGAUAAUUCGAGCUUAGGCACACUUACAGAUAUGCGACCUGCAGGAACAGAGCGUAUAGAAGAUCGCUUUAAGCACUUGUUUGGAGCGUCAGAAAAAGAUAAAGCACCUGACUGCACAACCCAGUAAAGGUGCCCGUUAUUGUUCACUGAACUUGCUAGUGGAUAAAGUCAGAGAUUGCAUAUAGAGAAGAUGUGCUACAGAAGUAGCUGGUAUGUUUUAACUGUAGCCAGUGGGAAGAAGCUUUCUUGGAGCAGGAACUGAGCAAGUAACUGGAAAAGCUGGAAUACAAAAAUGUGACAAUAGUGUUGCUUGCAUCCAGCUGAUGGUCUCACCGUAGCAGUUCUGCAUUGCUCCUCUUGUGAUGGCAAAGAUAACAAAGCCAGCCAGCUGAAGAGGAAAUGAAAACUGGAAUGGAUCACAAAUCAGAGAAUCUCUACUGUGAAACUUAUCAAUGUUAAACUUUCCCCUCUCACUCCUAAGACAACCCUCCCAAGGGCAAUCAGUUUAAUCUUGGAAGUCCAUAAAGAAAGUGGAGAGAACUCUUUCUGCUACUCUUUUUCUAGUGUUCAGUGUUAUUUCAAGUUUUAUAUGUUGACUUUUCUAGGAUGGGGAAUAGCAUUCUCAUUCAACUUCAUUUAACCAGUUUAUAUAUAAUAUUCUAUUUAUGAGCUCACAAUCAAGGCUGUGUUUUUAAAAAGUCUCUAAUUCAUAUCUGCAGUGCACAGUUGAUUCUGGUCUGAGUAAUUUUACUUUUGUCAAUAAAGAUUGUUAUAUGCAUAUAGGCAGU